AUGGAGAGUAGUCGCCGGAGGCCAAAGCUGUUUGAGCAAAUGACAGCGGUCGAUAACGGCCGGACCACUCUGGCAGCCGCUUUGACUCUCGAUGCCAUUUUGGGAAACGCUAAUAAGCGGCGCCAAACUCCGCCCUCUAACAAUCGUACGCUCCUGGAGAUUAUACUAGACGAUGGGUCCAAUAAGGACAAGAAGAGUUGGAAGGCGUUUCGAGACAAGAUCCGGCUCAAGCGGCCGGCCACUGCUUGGUCCUCCUCGGUUAUUAUUCCGGAUUCUGAUGAUAAUGUCCAUAGUGAUAGAUCUCAGUUACCAAGGAGCGGUUCUUUUCGUUCUGACCCGGAUGGCUCGACUCGGGUUGAUGAUGGAGUGGAACGUGCCCCGGUUUCAGAUCCGCCGGUUAUGAACUCUCUGUUGCAAAUGGCGCGGAUGGAUUCGGUUAGGGCUGGGCACAAUCCGGUGCAGCUGUCUCACGAUGAUUCGGCUGAUGUAAUCAUUCCUAGUGACGCUCCGCCGUCGAGAAGCUUCCGGCAACAAACUAACCGCGACGAUCCAAAUCGUUUGACUUCCUCGGUAACCGCCGUAUUCAACGUUGACAGCAGCGAUGACGAUGACUCUCCUCUGACUCGUCACGGCACUCGCCGGCUGGCAGCGAUAUCGGCGGAGGAAAGGGCAUCGUCUUUGAGAGAAGCAGCAGAAGCAUCCGCCGCGGCAGCGGGAAAUGUGCCGCCAGCAGCGGCGGAACAAGCUGUAACGGCAGUGAAUAGUGUUCCGCCAGCGGCGGAGGAGCCGGUAAGAAUGUCACUAAUGGAAUUGUUGGAAGAAACAACCCAACAAAUGGGGCUGAUGGGAACGAGUUACCUCAUAAGCGACGACGGUUACAAGUACGAGGUAGCGGCGGAGGAGGAAGAAGAAGCAAUGGAAGAAACAAUAGGGCGGAAGGAGCACGCUUGUUGCGUUUGCAUGGUUAGGCAAAAAGGGGCGGCGUUUAUUCCAUGCGGCCAUACAUUUUGCCGCGCCUGUUCAAGGGAGCUCUGGGUUCAGCGAGGCGACUGCCCACUUUGCAAUGCCUCCAUCUUAGAAAUUCUUGAUAUCUUUUAA
Molecule: messenger RNA, 1098 nt
Organism: Hibiscus syriacus
Lineage: Eukaryota; Viridiplantae; Streptophyta; Magnoliopsida; Malvales; Malvaceae
Exons: 1
Coding region: 1-1098 (365 amino acids)
Source: RefSeq, a predicted model, not a curated record